AUGGGGACGACGAUGUCUCACUCGCGGCGCGAGACACUCAUCAGAGUGGGUCGAAAGUACAACACUCUUGUCGUCGCUGAUGAUGUGUAUGAUCUCCUCAGUUGGGGGUUGACAUAUCCUGCUAACCCGGUUCCGCGUCUUCGGCAUCAUCUCGUGGAACGAGAUCGGGUGAUUGAUAAUGGCCUAAAGAUCGAUUUAGCACCGUUGUGA
This is a messenger RNA of Penicillium digitatum Pd1, 210 nucleotides long. Lineage: Eukaryota; Fungi; Ascomycota; Eurotiomycetes; Eurotiales; Aspergillaceae. The record is from RefSeq and is a predicted model, not a curated record.